Drosophila ananassae is the source of this 699-nucleotide messenger RNA. It is a transcript of the gene sloth1, whose product is annotated as small integral membrane protein 4. The coding region runs from base 220 to 459 and encodes 79 amino acids. The record is from RefSeq and is a predicted model, not a curated record. The transcript is spliced from 3 exons. Lineage: Eukaryota; Metazoa; Arthropoda; Insecta; Diptera; Drosophilidae.
GCAAAAAAAAUUAUGUCUGGCAACGCUAUCCAAUAGGUCUGGGAGCACCACUCUAAUCAGCUGUUCGCUGCGGAACAAACUGGAAUCGGAACACUGAGGUAAAUCGUUGAGAAUAUUAAAGGACACAUGUGACAGCAACAACGGUUAGAGGGAACACCUGCACAUUUCGCCUGGAAGGAGGCCGAAAGACACGCACAAUUAUAUAAUACCGGAAAACACAUGAGUCCGUACAGCGGCUCCGUCCGUCGUCUCCUGGACAGUUGGCCCGGAAAGAAGCGCUUUGGUGUCUACCGCUUCCUGCCGCUCUUCUUUUUAUUGGGAGCCGGCCUCGAAUUCUCCAUGAUCAACUGGACGGUGGGAGAGACUAACUUCUAUCGCACCUUUAAGCGCCGUCAGGCCAAGAACUACGUUGAAGAGCAGCAGCACUUGCACGAAAGACAGGACCAGAGCUCGAAGUAGAGAGAAAUUAGCAAUCAUGCCCGCCGGAGUCUCGUGGGGUCAGUACAUGAAGUUUCUCGGCAGCGCCAUGCUGGCCAUGAUGGCCGGCUCCCAGGCAGUGCAUCUAUACUACCGACCGCUUGAGGAUCUGCCCGUCUAUAUAGAGCGGGAGCGGCAGAGCCACGACCCUCAUCCAGAUCCCAAGCCACCAGAAUCAACAUAAAACUUUGUAAUUCUUUUAACUAAAGUUAGUUAAGUUAA